AUGUCUUCAAUAUCAACCCUCUGCGAUUCCCUCCAGACCUCAACAGUCCACGUCGUCGAUGGCCUCCGCAGCUUCGUCACGUCCUACCCGCAAGCGCGUCUGGACCUGGCCUCCUUGUCGCGCGAGCUCGCAGAGCUGCAGAUGGUGGCGAGGCUACUUCACCACAACGCUAAAGCUCUCGACGCCGACUCUGACCUGAAAUUGCCUGCGAGAUUGGACGAUGCGCUCAAAGGUGUCGUCAGUGAGGCUGGCGAAUUGAUCGAGGAGGCUGAGGAUGCCUUGGAUCUUGACAAGGAGGAGGAGAGGACACAGAGUUGGCUAGAGCAUACCGCUGAACGGCUGUCGGCUUUUGCAAAACUACUGGAGAGUCUGAGAAGUUCCAUGAGUCUAGGUUUGGAUUGUGUGUUAUUAGUUAUCAAUGCUCAACCUCAUGAUGGACAGAGAGAACUUCCCGGUUACAGCAGUUCUCAAAUCCUCCAAGAAGCAUCCACUCUACGCUCAAAAUACCUCGGAGAGUCAGACAGCGAAGACUACCGCGUUGAAAGCCAACGAACCAUCAUCACUGAAUUCCUUGAGGCUGUUCACGACUUUAUCUCAGAGAGCUCCUCCGCUAUACCUCCUCCUCCACCAGCCGACGAUGAAGAGGGCAGAGAUGUCAGCAACAGCAACAGCAGUUUCGCCAACCCUGAAACAAUUGCUUCAUCUCCUCACUCAGAGACAAACGAACCUCCCAUCCCAGACUACAAUGCCAUCGGUAUAACAUCCACAACACCCCUUCGCAUCUCUCUUCGCCACCUCGCCAAGAAAGAACUCUCCAACCAUGAAGUUAUCGAAACAGCCUACCUCUCGCGCCAUGGCGCCUGCACAUUCGCCACCCAGACUCUCGAGUCCCCCACACGCUUCUACGACAUGAAGGUCAAUCAGGUAUCAUGCCUUCAGAACCAGCACGGCGUGAGCAUGAUCUUCUCUCGAAACGGCCGCCAGUGGGCGUAUCUCAGCGAAGAAGAUGGCAAGGGUCUCAACGCAGCCAACCACGACGGGAUCAACUUCAAGAAGCCCGUUAUCUAUCUAGGUGAUUACAUCAACGGACGCAAAGUCCCUGUCGCGAAGUGGCCCGGUGCGAAACCGCUGGCGUUUUCGAAUGAUGGGAACUGGCUUGCUGUGGGAAGUACAAAGGGUCGUGUAGGCCUCGUGGACUGCAGCGUCAACAUUAACAGAGCAUCCGUCGUUAUACCUUGUCAUCUGGACGAGGUUACACAUGCCGUCUUUACACCCGACAGCAAGCUUCUCAUCACUCAAUCGCGCGAUGGCACGAUCCGUAUAACAAACGUCAAAACGCGCGCCUCAAUCGCCAAGUUGGAAACAGACACAUGGAAGAAGCCUCUGUUCCUUGGAACGUCUCCCGACGGAGAAAUCAUUGUGGCAGUUUGGGGCGACACCAUUUUUCACUGGAACCACGGCACGGCAGCGCUCGAGUCGUAUAAUCUCAGCGGACGAAGAACGCGCGAGGGUUGGCCUGUUGCUGUAUCCGCUGACUGUCGUUUCCUGUGCUGUCGGACAGAUGACGGUGUGGAUGUGAGCGAUUUGUAUUCUGGGCGAGUGCUGUAUACUAUCAAGUUCCAGAGCGGGUUUGUGACUGCGGCGUCGUUCAGUUGGGAUGGAAAAUAUUUGAUUCUUGGAAAAGCGGCGUCUUGUAUGGGAUUGAAGGUUGGGACAUCGACUUUGGAUGUGUGGGAGCUUGUAUUCUAG
Messenger RNA from Fusarium venenatum, 1749 nucleotides. RefSeq lists its product as uncharacterized. NCBI's taxonomy places the organism in Eukaryota, Fungi, Ascomycota, Sordariomycetes, Hypocreales, Nectriaceae. Gene Ontology annotation, molecular function: protein binding. The record is from RefSeq and is a predicted model, not a curated record.